This is a messenger RNA of Bursaphelenchus okinawaensis, 2779 nucleotides long. Lineage: Eukaryota; Metazoa; Nematoda; Chromadorea; Rhabditida; Aphelenchoididae. The record is from the annotation of a GenBank genome assembly.
AUGGAUGGUGCUGUUUUUACAUCUGAUGAACUGAACUAUCUAAUCUAUAGGUAUUUGUUGGAAAAUGGUAAGUAUUUUGUUAUAUAAAACAAUUUUUUAAGUUAUCUUUGGGUAAUAUUUUGAUUUUUAUAAUUGGAAAAACCUUUAAACACUGGAUAAUUGUAUUGUAGGUUUCCAACAUAGUGCUUUUACCUUUGCUAACGAGUCUAGUCUGUCGAACACGAAUGUCGACGCUGCUAUGAUACCAAGAGGAGCUCUGAUAAGUAUUGUCCAAAAAGGACUUCAUUUCACUGAAGCCGAGUUCUUUUCUACUUUGGCUUCGAGUUCUGCUGAGAAAUACGAAGCGUGGAAGUAUGAACGAGCUCUUGGGUCAAUUAAUCUAUUCGAUGCAGGUUAGUGUAUAUUAAUAUUGUGUUAGUUGUUUAGUUUUACCUGAUACCGAACGGCUGAAGAAGCUGGAGGAGAAGAUAAUUGAGGAAGUGGGUGAAGAAGCCGUGGCAAACCCAUUGAAUAUUCGAAUAAUGGAGCCACAACGACCGGGUUCAGCUAUUUCGGCUCCGAGUAGUCAGGAUUCUUCUGAAGGAGACCAUCAUCUGCCUGACGAUGAAAUAGAGAGGCGUGUGGAGCAAUUGAAUGUUGCUAAUGAUGUACGUUGUUUUAAAAUUUUACAGUUAUAUUUUUGGUACUUUUAUUUUUUCCUGUUUCAAACUAUCAAAAUUUUACGUGUUUUAGGUACAAAAUGCUUCUGUGAGCGGCAAGACAACACCUCAUGGUUACCAGCAGCAAAACUUGAAUCUAAAUGAGGCAUCAGCUUCUAUAAACUCGCCUAGUCGUCCUCAAAAUGGCACAGUUAGCGUAGCCGGUCACAGUGGGAAGAAAGCCGCUUCUGCUGCUGUUCAUGGUCUUCGUGCGAAGUAAGACUUGAUUUGAAAGAUUAAGGGUAUAUUCAGAGAGCUAUACUUAUGAACAAUAUCAAUCUUUUCUUUAUCUGACGACGCUAAUUUUAGUUCAAUUACUGCCAGCAGUAAUCAACUAGUUCAAUAUGCAAAUGGGAAGCUACUCCCUAACAACGAUCAACUCCAAAUCGACCCUGACCUCGAGUUGGAUAGAAACAAGGUUCAAGCUUUGACUGGUCACAAUGCUGAUGUCUUCAUUUGUUCGUGGAAUCCAAAGCACGAUUGUUUUGCUUCUGGGUAUGUAUACGUGUUUAAUGUUAUAUUUGAUAGAAUAGUUUGUUAAUUUAUAAGCUGUCAUUUUACAUUUAAUCUUAUUAACUUUAGGUCUGGAGAUAGUACAGCACGUCUAUGGUUCCCAGGUCCUGAUAUUCAGAAUCCAGUACAGUCUAUGGUACUGAUGCACGAAAUGCAGCAAGAUCAGAACAAGAACAAGGACGUCACUUCUCUUAAUUGGAGCGUAAGUUAACCAUGAGUAAAAUGUAGUAUACUGUAAAGUAUUAUACGUUAAAUAACACGGUCCAAUGCGUACAGUAUGUACUGAUAUUUAUAAAACUUGUCAUAUUAAUACUUCGUUUUUUAGUCGAGCGGAGAAUACCUGGCUACUGGAUGCUACGACGGUGUAGCCCGCAUUUGGGACAGAAAAGGCCAUAUGGUGUUGGACAAGGUUACCCACGCCGGCCCCAUCUUUGCCUUGAAGUGGAACUACGCAGGAACACGAGUGUUGAGUGCUGGUGUCGAUAACGUAAGUUGUGUAUUCAGAAGGCAGUGAAUGUUGGUUUAGGCCACCGUGGUUUGGGAUCCGACCACAAACACCACCAAAUCCUUCAAAUUCCACACUCAAUCUGCUUUGGAUGUGGAUUGGAUUAACGACGAGACCUUUGCAUCGUGCUCGGUGGAUUCCUUGAUCCACAUCUGUCACUGUCAAGGAGAUUUACCAUUGAAGACAUUCAGAGUAAGUGUAAUAUAUUGUAUUACUGUAUGCUUAUAAGUUAUAAUUUUUAUAAGAAUUUUAACUUUUUAUUAUUUUAGGGACAUGCAAACGAAGUAAACGCUGUGAAAUACGAUCGUAUCUCUCGGUUACUGGCCUCAUGUUCGGAUGACAGAACGCUUAAGGUAGGUUGUCAUAGUGGUUUUUAAUAUUGCAGGUUUUUGUUGGAUCUCUUUUCAAAUUGAAUUGUUUUAGGUAUGGAAUCUGGAUGAAGAAUCUCCAGUAUUUGAUGUAACAGCUCACGACAAGGAGAUCUACACGAUCAGAUGGUCUCCUACUGGCAACGUGCUCGCUUCGGCUUCAUUUGAUUGCUCUGUUAAAAUCUGGGAUCUUCAGUCUAAAGUGUGUGCACGACAACUUCAGAAGCACACCGAGAGCGUGUACACUGUAGCGUUCCAUCCAGAAGGAAGAUUGCUGGCAUCAGGGUCUUUCGACAGAACUAUUAAUGUCUGGGAUCUCAACGUAAGUCAUAUGUAGUAAACUCAUACUUAAAAGUAAUGUGAAGAUCGUAACGUUAGUAAAGAAGAAUCUUUUAAUGUUAUCGUUGUAAUAAGGGUCUGUUUAGGUCGGUCGUGUUGUCAUGACUUACACUGGUUGUGAAAUGAACGGAGGAUUCUUUGAAGUGGACUGGAACAGAUCUGGAGAAAAACUAGCGGCUUCAGCAGCUUCUGGAACGGUAAGCAUUUUGGAUUCAUAGAGUAAAACAUUUUUUAAAUGGUUUUGAGAGACUUGAAGUAUUCUCAAACAUAAUUACAUUUUGUCAUAGAAUUAAUUUAACUUCUUUCAGAUGCUGAUGUUUGACCUCAGGUUCAUCCGCAAUAUGGUUCGUAACUAA